Iphiclides podalirius (scarce swallowtail) is the source of this 669-nucleotide messenger RNA. The record is from the annotation of a GenBank genome assembly. Lineage: Eukaryota; Metazoa; Arthropoda; Insecta; Lepidoptera; Papilionidae.
AUGUCUGUUAUUUUGUGCGAAGUUAGUAAAAAGAAGGAAGAUACAGUUGGUCACCUAGCAGCGGGGUCGCCGAGGCAAUUGAUUGACUUAAUUUUGCCAUUAAGACAUCACUUCCUGUUCCAAUUGCUCGGGACCGUACAGGAAGCGACCACCGGCAAAGUGGCGAAAGCCGCGUUGCCCCGCAUUCGACUCCCCGGCCGCGGCGAGUUGAGCGGCGACCACCGCCACGUGUUGCUGUUUACGCCGUGCGCCUGUUACCACUCACGGAUCAAGAAGUUCAGCGGCAGUUCAAUCAAAGCGGUGCGCUUUGAUGUGGCCUCUGUUUACGUGCUCCGCGCGUCUGUGUUUGCCGUUAAACAAACUCAUCGCAGCCAGCGUCGCCAACACAGUAACCACCAACAUUACUACGCGAACAUACAGUCCAAGCGAUACUGCAGCAUACUCGCUUUAAACGUGGUUUCCAAGGGAGAAUGUAAUUUGCGAGCUGCCAACACAAACGGCGGCAUGCCACCACCGCUGAUGGACCUCGCUCGAGAUCGAAUCUCGACCCGGGACGUGCGAUUUCAUCGCAACAAAAGUGUCACUUCUGCGCCGCCGCGCACGCAUCCCGGCCCCCGACAUGACGAGGGUAGUCACAGACAAGUUUUAAUCAAUCCCCGACCGCUACCA